UUUCCUUCAGUGGCAUCACCUGGGCCUGGACCUCCUCCAGUGCCAUGCCCAGGAAAAGAGGGAACCAUCAAGAGCAUCUCAUGGGACAGAACAUGACCAGCAAUGUCAGCAGGCAAAACCAAGGUUUUGUUUAGCAAUGACCCUUUGAUGAAGUCAAAGAUUUACAAUCAGUCCAGUACAGAUUGGAGUACAGAUGGGAGAACACUCAGGGGGUACAGCCAAGGCCAUGAGGUCACAGCAGUCUCUGGGGUGACAGCAGGCUGAGGUGACAGCAGGCUCUGAGGUCACAGAGGUCCCAGAGCCCCGUGGUUGCACAGCACCACAAGGACCGAGCAGUCAGUCCUUGACCACGACUGUUGUGGCAGCAGCGGUGCUGACAUUGGGACAGCGGUGUCAGGACAGUGGUGGCAGCAAGAGCUGCAGGACUGGCAGUGGGCAAGGCACCAUGGCCUUUGCUCUGCGCCUCCUCCUCCUGCUCCUCCUGGCAGUGGCCCUGCCUGACAGGGCUGCCCAGGCUGCUCCAUGGCAAGCACAGGGAGCAGACUGGGAUCGUGACAUGGAGCAUCUGGAAGCCCUGGGACAUGACGGUUUGAUUCCCAUGGAAAAUGCUGGAGCCAAGCCUCUUGGUGAAGGUGAUCUGGCUUCUCAACCCACAUCCAGGACUGAGGCUCUGGGAGAUGGUGAGGGUGUGUCUGCAGGGAGGACUUUCCAGGCUCCUGGGCUGGAUGCUGCACGCAAGCCCAGCUCCCGUCGCAGGGGUCCUCCAAGAGAAAAGAACAAAGCUACAGGACACCGGAAACCCCAUGAGCCAUCCAUGCUCAAUACCAUGCAGCAAAUGCUGAAGGAAAUGCUGCAGGGAGGACAAGAGAUGAAUCAAAAGGCUGUGCUGAAGGUGCCAUUUCCCAGAGGAAGCAGUGGCUCAUGGGCAGCCUCUGCUACAGGAAGUGAGGCCAUGCCAGGCACAGUCCCAGGAGAUUGGGAUGGUGACAUGGAGCAUCUGAAAGCCCUGGCACAUAAUGGUUUGAGACCUAUGGAGAAUGCUGGAGGCAAGUUGUCAAUGUCCCUUUCUGCACAGAAUUAUCAGUGUGAGUGUGGGAAGAGCUCACUCUCAUGCCAUUUCCCUUAAGAGUCUGAAGGUUGAUGGAUUCUGGAAACUUUGCCCCACUCCCUUCUGGAGUCCUGAGUGAUCCCACAGCAUUACUGUCAGUGGGAGGAAGGAGCAUUUAGCUGUUAAUCUCUUGCCAUGUGCAAUGCCAAU
Messenger RNA from Cyanistes caeruleus (blue tit), 1258 nucleotides. The record is from RefSeq and is a predicted model, not a curated record. NCBI's taxonomy places the organism in Eukaryota, Metazoa, Chordata, Aves, Passeriformes, Paridae.